Globicephala melas (long-finned pilot whale) is the source of this 3287-nucleotide messenger RNA. It is a transcript of the gene PIP4K2A, whose product is annotated as phosphatidylinositol-5-phosphate 4-kinase type 2 alpha. Lineage: Eukaryota; Metazoa; Chordata; Mammalia; Artiodactyla; Delphinidae. Gene Ontology annotation, molecular function: 1-phosphatidylinositol-5-phosphate 4-kinase activity; 1-phosphatidylinositol-4-phosphate 5-kinase activity. The record is from RefSeq and is a predicted model, not a curated record. Gene Ontology annotation, cellular component: plasma membrane. Gene Ontology annotation, biological process: phosphatidylinositol phosphate biosynthetic process.
CCUGGGUACAGAGUGUCACCAUCCUUUGCUUGAUUUCAUCAAACAAGCCUUCUGACACGUCUCCCAUCCUCUAACUUUCUCCUGGCUUCAGUCCAUCUUCUCCAGGAUGACCCAGGGGCCAUCCUGAGGAUGGUGUGAUGUUGUUGGCUGGAAAGCUGAGGCAGAUCCUGCAGAGCCAUCACCUUCAUGACAAGUACCUGGAAUGGUCUCCCAGAAACACGGAAACAUCCUGACCAGGCCCACCUGUGAAUAACUGCAGGAUGGAAGAAAGUAACACAUCCCCUCCAGAGUCUGCCCGGAACCAGGACCUUACCCUCUCCCUUUUGGUAUAAAAGAAGCUUGAAUUCUAACUCGGGAAGAUGGUUCUUUAGGACAUUAGUUUGCCAUCUUCUCGGUCUGCUGGCUUUCCAGAUAAAAUGGCUAUUCCUCGCCCAACACCUCAUUUCUUGACUGAUUGACCUGUCGUGUGGCAAGCAGUAUGAACUUAGACUUGGUAACAAAUUUUGGUGAAGCCAGCCAGGAGCCUUGCUGCUGUGGCCAGUCUGCCCUGAUUGGGUUCCAGUAAGGCCCUAGCAGCUACUGGGACCUCUUGUCCUGAGGAUCUUCCCUUCAAAAUUACCCGAAGCGGCACCGGCUGCCCCAGCACUUGGCAAUUGGAGCAAGGAAUGGACAUCUGGGAGCUGACAGGUUCCAUACAGUAGGAUCAAUGAACUGAGCCAUGUUCAAAUCCCUGUUAUGUUGAUGCCAGAUGACUUCAAGGCCUAUUCAAAGAUAAAGGUGGACAAUCACCUUUUUAACAAAGAAAACAUGCCGAGCCACUUCAAGUUUAAGGAAUACUGCCCGAUGGUUUUCCGUAACCUGCGGGAGAGGUUUGGAAUCGAUGAUCAGGAUUUCCAGAAUUCCCUGACCAGGAGUGCACCCCUUCCCAACGACUCCCAAGCCCGCAGCGGAGCCCGGUUCCACACGUCCUACGACAAGAGGUACAUCAUCAAGACCAUCACGAGUGAAGAUGUGGCUGAAAUGCACAACAUCCUAAAGAAAUACCACCAGUAUAUAGUGGAAUGUCAUGGGAUCACCCUUCUUCCCCAGUUCCUGGGCAUGUACCGGCUUAAUGUUGAUGGAGUUGAAAUAUAUGUGAUUGUUACAAGAAAUGUGUUCAGCCACCGUUUAUCUGUAUAUAGGAAAUAUGACUUAAAGGGCUCUACAGUGGCUAGGGAAGCAAGUGACAAAGAAAAGGCCAAAGAACUGCCAACUUUAAAGGAUAAUGAUUUCAUUAACGAGGGUCAAAAGAUUUAUAUUGAUGACAAUAACAAAAAGGUAUUCCUGGAAAAACUGAAGAAGGAUGUUGAGUUUCUUGCCCAGCUGAAGCUCAUGGACUACAGCCUCCUGGUGGGAAUCCACGAUGUGGAGAGAGCCGAACAGGAAGAAGUGGAGUGUGAAGAGAACGACGGAGAGGAGGAGGGGGAGAGCGACGGCACCCACCCUAUUGGAACCCCUCCCGACAGUCCUGGAAAUACGCUCAACAGCUCACCGCCCUUGGCUCCCGGCGAGUUUGAUCCAAACAUUGAUGUUUAUGGAAUUAAAUGCCAUGAAAAUUCGCCUAGGAAGGAGGUGUACUUUAUGGCAAUUAUUGACAUUCUGACUCAUUAUGAUGCAAAAAAGAAAGCUGCCCACGCUGCAAAAACUGUUAAACACGGCGCUGGUGCGGAGAUCUCCACCGUGAACCCAGAACAGUAUUCCAAGCGCUUUUUGGACUUUAUUGGCCACAUCUUGACGUAACGUCCUGCAUGGCCGAAGACGGACGUGAGCGUGGGAAGGACAGAGGUGGCUUCGGCACAGGAAAAAUGAAAACCAAAUUCAGUGAAGCACACCUCCUCGUUUACAUCUUCAGGCCAAGAUGACUGAUUUGGGGACUACUUGCUUUAACAGCUACCUGAUAUUUCCCAGCAUCACUCUAGCUAUUUCUGACUUGGGUGUGUAUGUGGGGGGGCGGGGGGGCGUGCGUGCGCACGCGCACGUGAGCAUCUUAAAAACUGAUGGAUUGGUUGAUGGAAACCGACUUCGGUCAGAGUGUGUUUGGAGUAGUAACCCUCUGAUUCCAGCUGUGGAUGAAUGGAUGAAUGAGUGAGUGAGUGAGUGAGCACAUGCAGGGGGGAGGGGAGAAGGCGAUGCGAUGUCAGACCACCCAGGUUGGCACCACACGAGAAACUGUGGAUCAGUUUAUCUUUUGGAGUUGAAAGAUGUGAGACGGUAAUCGUAAUAAUAAUGGAGAUAAUAAUGAUGAUGAUAAUAAUAAUGAUGGUGAUUAAAAGGAAAAAAAACUUACUGCAGAUGUUACACUUCUACCACGCACGCUGACACUCCUUAAUAGUUGCACCCCGGGCGCUGGACGGAGGAGGCUGGCAUCUCCCGCGCAUCCUGGUUCAGGUGUCGGGACUCACGGUGUCUGGGGACAAAGGUCCCUCCUCCAGCAGGAAGCUGAUGCCCCUAGUGUCUCUCUCUGUACAUUUUCACCUCAGUAAAUAUGCCCAGGAACACUGCUUACUUCUCUUUUCUUGCCUGGAGCUUCUUCACUGACACACUCUUACGUUGCAACAUAGUAAUUAAUGCUACAAAAUAAAAAUAAAGCUUACCUGAAAAGUGCAGUUUUGGGCAAUGGCACCUACAUCUCCCAUGGUGGGAAGGUGAGCAAAGCAUUUAGAACCCUCAAUUUUCCAGUUAAACAGUGGUAUUUUGUUAUGAAUUUGCCUUUAACUGAAACCCUCAAUAUUACUGUUUACAUUAUUAGGAAAACAGGGAUAUUUUUGAAUCUAAAAAUUUAAUGUACAGCAUGUGAUUUUUGAAGUUUACAUGUAAAGUCACUUUACAGUGUAGGUGAAAUGUCUGUCAUAUUUUGAAGUGUAUCCUGCAGUCACAUUUUAAUGGUAGGCGGUCUUUUACAGUAAAAGGAAAAGGGUUGUUUUCCUCCGAUGCACAUUUAUCAACCUAAUGGUUUUUUUUUUUUUUAAGAAAAUGUUUAACCCAGAUCUGGUUACACAAGUUCAUUGCCCUAAACUGUGCUGACUGUGUCUAAUCAAGUUAUAAAUUUCCAACAUCGAUCAUGUAUUUACCAACUUCCUGGCAUUUUCUGAAAGGUGUCAAGCUAAAAUAUUAGACUUGCUUAGAGUAGGUUAUCAACUCAUACACUGUGCUAAAGCUGUGCCUUUGAAAUUCUUUGUUUAAAACGUGAGAUGAUUUUUGUAGGCAGGUUCAGAAAAGAAAAAAAAAAAUCCACCCCUCAGUAAUUA